AUGGGGGCUGGUGGGGUCUUAAGAAAUGACCAAGGUAAAAUGAUCUUAGCUUUUGCUCUAGGCUUGGGUCACGAUACUAACAACCAAGCAAAACUUAUGGCCCUGCUUCACGGACUGAGGUUCUGCAGAAGACUUGAUCUAAGGAAAAUAGAAAUAGAGCUGGAUUCCCUUUUGGUUGUGCAAUGGCUGGAGAAGAAUAAGGUGGGGAUCUGGUACCUGGAGGACUUCUGGGAGGAGAUACAAGCCUUAAUCACAACCAUGCAGAUGGUCAUAAGGCAUGUGUACAGAGAGGGCAAUGCAACCGCCGACUUUCUUGCUCGCUGCUUGCCUCCGCAAUUAACAAAGUGGAUGUGUGUGGGUGACCUGCCUCAUCUUCUCAAAGGGAUCUUGAACAUAGAUAGACUAGGACUACCAUGUAUACGAACAUAG
Messenger RNA from Carya illinoinensis, 429 nucleotides. RefSeq lists its product as uncharacterized. The transcript has a single exon. NCBI's taxonomy places the organism in Eukaryota, Viridiplantae, Streptophyta, Magnoliopsida, Fagales, Juglandaceae. Bases 1 to 429 code for a protein of 142 amino acids. The record is from RefSeq and is a predicted model, not a curated record. Gene Ontology annotation, molecular function: RNA-DNA hybrid ribonuclease activity; nucleic acid binding.